Messenger RNA from Folsomia candida, 2048 nucleotides. RefSeq names its product E3 ubiquitin-protein ligase TRIM71. Gene Ontology annotation, biological process: proteasome-mediated ubiquitin-dependent protein catabolic process; protein polyubiquitination. Gene Ontology annotation, molecular function: protein binding; ubiquitin protein ligase activity. Bases 130 to 1878 code for a protein of 582 amino acids. The transcript is spliced from 6 exons. The record is from RefSeq and is a predicted model, not a curated record. NCBI's taxonomy places the organism in Eukaryota, Metazoa, Arthropoda, Collembola, Entomobryomorpha, Isotomidae.
ACGCCGACCUGGUCCCUUCACAACCAAUUUGUUCUCGCUCCUAGAACGACGUUUCUACUCCAGCAUCAAUUCUCCAUUUAUUUUGCCAAGUUUUUUGAAGCAAAUUUCCAGACCCGAGUAAAAUCCAUCAUGGCGAUGUCCAGAAAUGUGUUUGGAAACGAGUGGUCAACUCCAGAGACGAAUGACGAGAAAUUUAAACGAGAAGUAGCCUGUAUUGUGGAAAUUCUGCGCAAGGAGCAGGCCGAAAAGACUGCUUAUUCAAAUUCGCCUGACCGAAGUUCGUCCGAUAAUUGUUCCACUGAAGAAUCUUCCCCAACUUCGACAACGUCCUCGUCAGCAGCGUCCUUUUCGCAGCAACAUUAUUUGCCACCGUAUUCAGCAGCUGCCUCUCCGCCGUGUUUUGAAGAAUUCGACCCCACCACUCGUCAACAACAUGGAACCUCGUUUUCUCCAAUUUCCUCAUCAACCUUGAACUUUGACCCCUGCCCAACCGCAUCCAGCGGCAAUGGAAACCUGUGGGAGGAAAAUCUGGAACCACUUCUGAGUCAGUCGGUGUAUCGGGCAGAUAACUCAAUUCCGCUGUAUUGUCGACGUUCUCGGUUCCAACAACUGGACGAAAUUCAGCAGCCAGCAGAAUUUAUCCCGAUCCCACCAAUCAGAAGAAGCUACAUUUUUACGGGUCCAGAAGGUCCCAACGUUGCGAGAGAAGAGGUGCGGCUCCACUUGAAAACUCGAAAUGUUUCCGCUAAUCCACAGACUCAGCAGAUGCCACAAAACUCUGUGCUCAACGCAUACGCGAAAAUUUCUCACUCCUCUGGAUACACCUCGUGCUUCCCACUUCGGAAAUUUGAUGCCACCCCCGACAGCUACAAUUGCUCUUUCGUCCCAUUUUACGCCGGAAAAUACUCUGCGUCAGUUUUCGAGAGCUCGUCUUCAGACAUGGCUGCUGAUGUCCAUUUGAACGGUCGGGAAGGUCAACUUUGCCCUUCCGUCGAGUUGGAGGUGUCACGGAAUUAUCGCCUCGAGUCUCAAAAUCCACCCGUCGCUCCGAUUUCUUUGGGAGAAAAUGGCGAAAAAUAUUGGGGCGUCACUGUAGACCAAUUAUCAAAUCGGUUGUACAUCUCAGAUCGCUCGACCAACGACGUUAUUUUGUUCGACACGGUCACAUCAACGCCGAUCCAUCGCUUCGGGGGACUAGAUCUCAGGAUGAAAUUUCCAUGCAACCAACUCAGCCGACCAACCGGACUGGUGCUUGAUUACGCCAAUAAGCGACUUAUAAUUUGCGACAAGGACAAUCAUCGCGUCUGCAUCUAUUCUCUGGAAGGACAGUACAUUUCAUCAUUCGGGAGACGAGGUCACGGGCCGGGCGAAUUCCAGUAUCCGUGGGACGUCGACGUUACUCCAGCCGGGAACCUCAUCGCUAUUUCCGAUUCAAGAAAUCAUAGAGUUCAAAUAUUUGACCGGUUUGGGAAUUUUCUCGUCAAAUUCUCCGUCUUUGAACAGAAUCCGUACCAGUACAAACAGCAUUUCGACUACCCUCGAGGAGUGUCAUUCAGCAAAGACGGUCGACACAUUUACGUCACGGAUUUCAAUACUUCUAAAAUGAUCCGCAUUGAGGUGGAUUCUGGCAGCAUGAAAUUCAUCGGACCUAAAGCACAACUCAGUCGUCUUCAAGGACUAACUGUCGACGAAUUGGGCAACAUGAUCAUCUGCGACUCACGUAAGAACUGCGUUCGAAUCUUUUCGGAGGCUGGAUCUCAAUAUCAGAUAGUGAACUCGGUGGGAUGGAACCAGAUUUCGAUGCCGGUGGACGCUUGCAUAAUGCGGGACGGGGUGGUCGCCAUAUUGUGUUUAAAUGGGAACAUUUGUUUUAUUUAAGAAAAUUGUCAAAAAUAUCUCGAGGUUAAUUCUUAUGUUGCUAUAGAUUUCCACGGUGUUUCUGUAUAUCUGGUACAAAUCUUUGUAUAAUAUUUUGUACGUACGUUUACUUAUCAUGAAUAAUCAUACUUUUAUAUGCUAAACCCAGUUAAUUUACUGUGUUAUCAAGA